Penicillium angulare is the source of this 2721-nucleotide messenger RNA. RefSeq names its product baculoviral IAP repeat-containing protein. The transcript has 4 exons. Bases 1 to 2721 code for a protein of 906 amino acids. Lineage: Eukaryota; Fungi; Ascomycota; Eurotiomycetes; Eurotiales; Aspergillaceae. The record is from RefSeq and is a predicted model, not a curated record.
AUGGGUUCAGAAAUGGACACCUUUACGGCACGUCUCGCCAGUUUCGAGGUUGUGCUGAAGCCCGAAAAGCGGAGAUCUUCCGGCGUCAAAGGCCCUCGAUUUGUCGCUUGGCCUCACUCAAAGCCUUCACCUGCAGAGCUCGCGCACGCAGGAUUCUUUUACAAACCAUACGAAAGCAACCCCGACAACACAACAUGCUUCGAGUGCGGCCGGGCACUCGAUGGAUGGGAGGCGGAAGACAACCCGGUCACCGAGCAUCUCAAACAUUCUCCAGGAUGUGGGUGGGCGAUUACGAUGGAUAUCCACCAGAGUAGUUCCAACCCCUCCAGCAUUGAAGAUCCAACCAGCGAUCGCAUUUCACAGGCGCGUUUGGCUACCUUCGGCUCAGCAUGGCCACAUGAUGGAAAACGCGGUUGGAUUUGUCAAUCAGAGAAGAUGGUCGAGGCUGGAUGGUAUUUCUGCCCUACAGAAGAGGAGACAGAUUUGGCCAGUUGUGCCUAUUGUAAACUGUCCUUAGAUGGCUGGGAGCCCAAAGAUGAUCCAUAUGAGGAACACUACCGUCGCUCUCCACACUGCUCCUUCUUUGUUUAUGCACAACCCUCCACGAAGAAGGGUAAAACCACCAAAGGCAAGAAAUCACGCGUUUCCAAGGCAUCUUCCCGUCUCUCGACUCAGUCUGUCGAUACUGUUGCAUCUGAAGUACCCGACAUAGACAUUGAUGAAUCAAUGGACCAAAGCAUUUCAUCACAGGCCACUUCCAAGCCAAAGGGUGCAAAGAGAGGACCUAAGGGCAAAGGCAAAUCUGCCAAGAGCAAGAAAGAAGAGGUUGAGAUGGAAGACCAGAUGGACAUCGAAAAUGUUGAACCUGAGCAACCGGAACCCCCCAAGGCCAAGCGCGGCCGAAAGAAGAAGGUCGUCGAAGAAGCCAAACAAGAGGAACCAGAAGAUGUUGAGAUGGAUAAUCAGGUUGAAAUUGACACUGCCAAAAUUGAGGAGCCGGAAGCUCCCAAGUCCAAACGUGGCCGAAAGAAGCGAGUCAGUGAAGAAAUUACACAAGAUGAGCCGGAGCUAGUCUCUUCAGAAAGGCAUGAGCGAGAAUCAAUUCAGCCACCCACUAAGCGCCGCAACACACAAACACGAGAUAGCGGCCUCUCACAAAGUUAUGACCAUGAGGUGCAAGAUGCACCCUCUGAGGAUGAGUUGCCUCAAGAAGAAAAGCCCAAGAGAGGUCGCAAAGCCAAGAAGGCGACCUCUAAAAAUCGAAAGAUCUCCGAUGUCUCAGUUUCGUCCAAAAGCACAUCCAAGGCCCGUAUCCCGCGGGAUUCAGAACUUGAUGCCACCAUCAAAGCAGGUCUCGAAGAAGAUAAGCCUGAACAGGUCGAGCUUGAGCCCGAACCUGAAUCAGAGCCUGAGCCCGAGCCCGCUCGCGUUUCAAAGAAGAGCAAGACAGUCAAAAAGUCCAAAACAGCGGCAAAAUUAACUGAGCAACCGCCGCAGGAGCCGGAAUACCCUCCAGUGGAAUCUGAGGACGAGCAAUUACAAGCCGCGCAUGAGCCAGCGGUUGAUGUUAUGGAGGCAAGCGAAGAGCCAGCCGAAGAGCCGGCACCCAAGGCCAAGGCAGCUAAGAGCUCUAAGAAGAAGGCAACCAAGAAGACCAAGAAGACCGAGAAGGAGGAAAGUAAAUCAACAACUAAGCAUGAGAAUGGAGAGGAGAAUCAAGAAUCUUUCAUGUCUGUUGAAGGCACUGAUCAAGAGAUAGAGCCCAUGCAUGAAUCUGAGCCUGAACCUGAAUCCCAACUCCAAGAGCCUGAAAACGACUCCCCAGAGAAGCCAGUGACGAAGAAGUCCCUGAAGAAGGCAGACAAGGCAAAGAAGCCCAAGAAGUCUAAGAAAGUGCCAUCUCCAUCCCCUGAGCCCGUCCAAGAGGAACUAGUGGUGGAGGAUCCGAUCGAGGAUGUAGUGAUGGAAGACGAACUAGCUAGACAACAUAAUGAGCCUAUGUCUCCAUCUGUGGAUGAAGAGUAUGGGACACCAGAUGAUCUACCGGAUCAAGUCGAAAUGGUUGCCCCUCAAGAAUCUUCGCCAACGCCACGACAUAGCACAGAGCGAACACCCGUGCCUCCAAAGACGGCCAAGAGGUUCAGUGACAUUCCUGCUGAAGAGCAUCUCACAGAAUCCAUCACCAAAUCACACAGCUCCCGGGGUAGUGACCUGCAAAGGACUUCUCGAUCAUCAAAUCGACCCGUUUCACCACUUCCGCCACCUCAUCAGAGCACACCAUCAAUGUCUCCACAGUCGUCGGAUGCAGAAAACCGACCUCCCUCAUCUCGACCAUCAAUCUCACGCCCGGCUAUAGCAUCCGUGCCCAAGGAGCCGCAGGCCCGGACUCCACUGGCGGCUGCUACCCCGUCACCGUCGAAGCGCAACUUCAACGGUGGAUUUGAAGCCUCUAGUCACCCAUGGACUCCGGUAGACAUUGAUGAAGCUUUGUUUGGAGAGCCGAGCGACAAAGAAAAUGCUGAUCUUUCUGGGCUAUUCAAUGGCAUGAAGCGAGGGCUUACAAGUCCUGAGAAGAAGAUGUCAGUACAGGAAUGGAUCAUUUGGAAUGCAAAGAAUGGCGAGGAGCGACUCAAGCGUGAAUGCGAGCGACUCGUCAGUCAAUUUGAGAAGGAGGGUGGUCGAGCCAUGCAGCGGCUCGAGGCCAUUGAGUGUAUUGAGUAA